Molecule: messenger RNA, 2506 nt
Organism: Micropterus dolomieu (smallmouth bass)
Lineage: Eukaryota; Metazoa; Chordata; Actinopteri; Centrarchiformes; Centrarchidae
Product: ankyrin repeat domain-containing protein SOWAHB
Exons: 12
Coding region: 99-1232 (377 amino acids)
Molecular function (GO): protein binding
Source: RefSeq, a predicted model, not a curated record
GGUUGCAUAAUGGCUGUGUGAAUACCAAAAGAAUUGAAAACAUCUUUUUAAAAAAGGGAAACCCAGCAAGCCAGGUCGCUGCUAAAGACUGAGCUGAGAUGAGUGCUGUGAGUGAAGAGUCGCUGCUGGAUUAUUUCUACUCCACCGGAGGCAAUUCAGGCAGAGUCAAAAAUGCAGAUAUACUGAAGACAUUUAAGCCCUUUAUUGGCCAUAGUGACUUGCAGUUGCGUGCUAAAUACAGAGAGGAAUUCAAGCUCAUUAUUGACCGAAUCGCUGUGGUGAAGUCAGAAAAUGGUGAAAAGUAUCUUGUCCUAAAGAAGAAAUACAGGCAAAUGCUGCAUGAGCGAUACACCAAACAUCAAGGGACUGAUGGGGACGGACAGAGACAUUCGAGGCCGGCCAGACCUUCUGCCACUGUACUGUGGGACGUGACGGACGCCUCGACUUCUUCGUCUCACCAGAAGGAACCACGGGAUGAGUCGAUGCCAUGCAGAGAGCCCGACAGUGAUGCAGAGGACCAGCAGACAGGAACAGCCUUCAUGCAGCACACUGUACUGCAAUGCCCUGUCAUCCAAAUCCAGGAACCCUCAGCACAAAGCAAUGGGGACGAUGAGCUGAACAAAGAUUCGGGGUCAAAGUCCGAGUCAGAGCAAGACGAGGAGUGUACGGGGAGUAUGGGCUCCGCUGCUGUCGCUCUGGAUCCUAUAGAGAAGGAGUGGAUCUACUCCGCUGCCGGUGCUCGAGUCCCUGACCUCUCACAGCUGCUCAGACAGGACCCCUCGCUGGCACACAAGAAGACAGCACUGCACUGGGCUGCCAAACAUGGCAGUGGGGACAUGGCCACUCUGGUGGCAAAUGCUGGUGCUGAUGUCAACACCAAAUCACAUGGGGGAUAUACACCUUUACACAUUGCAGCGUUACAUGGUCAUCGGCAUAUUCUAGACCUGCUCAUAGGGACAUAUGGGGCUAAAGAAAACUUAAGGGACUACAGUGGCCAUCUUGCCUGCCAUUAUCUGAACAUCAAAGAACAAGAGGGUCCAGAGGAAGACUGUGAGCUGCAGUUUCAAGGCCCUCAGGCCAGAGAGCGGAACAAGAACAGGAAGUUGGUAUCGUUGUUUCAAUCUAAGAAGAAGUGGGGCUCAGCAGAGGAGCUGGCUCCGAUAGAGGAGGAGAGGACGGCGUCGAAUCAGCUCGCCCUUCCUGCAUUCAGACCCAGAAAAUUCUCUCGCUGAGGAGAAACCGACACCAUUUCUGAUUCUGCUAGCUCUCCUGCACUCACACAUCCACUUAAUCCUUACAUUCAUAUAAAUUACACUCAUAAUGUAAACCUAAAUGCAUAUGUUAUGUGCACACACACACACACACCAUUCACCUAUGCUUACCGAAACAAUCCCACACGUUUGCUGAUGCACCUAAACGGCUCAUCCAAGUACUGAACGCAGAUGCUUUAACAGUGAACAGGAGGUGUUGCAGAUGAUGCUAUGCUACUAUCAAUAUUUAUGCUAACCAUACAAGUAUUUCUUGAAGCCUUUACAUUUUAAUGAAUGUUGCUAACAGUUACUUAUGCCUUACAAUUUAAAAUAGGCUCAGGCCACACGGAGUCUUUAAGCUUGUCAUCGUCUUUGUUUGUGUUAAAGUGAGCAAUUUUGAAGAGCAGACAACAACUGGACUGUAAAAGUGUCCAGAUUUUACUUACUAGCAAGAUUCAGUUUCCUGAAAGUUAAUUUUCAAACUGUACUGAAGACAGUGGCUUCUUGGAAGGUAGAAAAUGAGUCUCUAAAGUGUCUGCAAUUUGUAGUUAAUGUUCUUAAACAUAUCAUCACAUCAUCGUGUUCCUACCUGAGCCACAUUUUUCUCAUUACCAUUGCUAACUCUAAUACAGGUCAAGGUUUAGAUUGUCCGCCACCCUCAGUAUUUACAUGUCUGUCAUUCCUCUGCUGGCUACUGUCAGGCUGUAAUGACUGUUUUUCUGUCAUGGUUCAGUUCGUCUGUGCUUGACAUUGUUGUUGUCACUGACGUGAGUUUUUAUGACUGAUGUACUUGCAGUAUGAGCAAAGAUGAUCUAACGUCUUUGCCGCUCUGUUACUUGAUUUAGUUACCUCUGAAACCUCUUGCGUCAACAUGGUGAAUGUUAACGGAUUGUGCUUAAAUUAUUCUUUUAAUUAUUAAUCUAAUUUGUCCACCCCCUGUGCAUUAAAGUACUAAGUUAACUUUUGCAAAAGAAAUUUGCACUACUACAUUGUGAAUCAGAGUCUUCUGAAUUAUUUUGUCCAUUGGUAUUAAAGGGCCUUUGUAUAGCUUUAGACAUCAUUUUCAUUUGCUGUAAAAGAUGCUUAGCGUAACUAUUUCUUUAAAAUCUGGUGCCAGUGUAAAAGUUAUAGUUGUAUGUAUUUUUCAAGCUAAAUGUAUAAUCUAAACUACAAAACCUGCCUCCAUUACAUCUUUUGCACAAUAUUUAUAUAAUGACGAUAGUUUACUAUUAAACUGUAUUUUAUAUCAAACUGGA